Messenger RNA from Telopea speciosissima, 1158 nucleotides. RefSeq lists its product as uncharacterized. The coding region runs from base 110 to 745 and encodes 211 amino acids. NCBI's taxonomy places the organism in Eukaryota, Viridiplantae, Streptophyta, Magnoliopsida, Proteales, Proteaceae. The record is from RefSeq and is a predicted model, not a curated record. The transcript is spliced from 4 exons.
AAAGCGUUCGAGCUUACCUUUUUUGUUCAUUUCUUUUCGGAUUUCUUAUUCAAUCAAGUUGAUCAAUAACCAGAAGCUCAUCAUUAUCAAAGGAGAAGGGUAAUCCGUUAUGGAGAUUAGAUUUUGGACGAAUUUAAAAGUUCGUGUUCUUCUUCUCGCUUCGCUCAUCCUUUGCUUCUUUCCCGGAGUUUUCCCUUCAAGACUUGUUACACUCAAGUCCAUUCAGAUUUUUAAUACCCAUGAAUGGUUUAAUGCCAAAGCUACAGUUUAUUUUCAUUGUAAAGGAGAAGAAAGGAUAAUUUUGCCAGACGUGAAGGAAGCACAUGUUGUAUAUACUUUUAGGGGUGAAGAAUCUUGGCAGCCUCUGACAGAGCUUCCCAAUAAGAAAUGUAAACGGUGUGGGUUGUAUGAGAUGGGCACCCUGAAAUCAGAAGAUGUAUUUGAUGAGUGGGAGUUUUGUUCUUCUGAUUUCAUAGAUCCUAUUAGGAAUUAUGUGCGUUUCAAGGACAAGGAAUUCAAUGCUACAUUUUUUUGCCCUCAAUGUGCAUACGUUGAAAACGGUUCUGAUCAUGCAUCUGGCUCAAAUAAUUUAGCAAAUACAGGAAAGGAAAUGGAUGCUCGCUUGAUUAUUCUAAUCAGUGCAACGGUUCCAACUGUAUCAAUUCUUGGAGUGGUAGCUGCUUAUAUAUAUUGGCCGUGGAGGAAGAGGGAGCAGGAUCAUGCACGGUUCCGAAAAGUUAUUUGAAGUUGUUGAUGUCAUUGAAGAUGAAUUUGGUCUCGGACAAGUGUUAUGAAGAUGCUUACUUUGUGCCAUAUUAUUUGAAUCCACACUUGCCCACAUGUAUAUUUUUUGGAAUAUACAAAAGGGGGAAAAUGUGUUUUUAGCAGAUGAGAGAUGUUUUUAUGUUGUGAGCAGUGAAUACCCUAGUUGUAAAUCUGUUAAUUUGAAUUUUCAUGAAUUAGAAGAAAGUAACCAAGUAAGAAAAAGAGAUAAUUCUGUAAGCAUCUCCUUGCAAUUUUUUGUAGUUGGCCAUGUAAAAUGAAUUAGCAACUGUUGCUUGUACAUAUUUUUUAGGGGAAAAAAAUCAAGGAAAGAUAUUUUGAGAAGUUUGAGUGAUGUUCUUAUGUUGCAAUUUGAUAAUACAUGUUUUUGUUGUA